AUGAAUCUGGAAAAACGUGCUUAUCUGAAGACUCCUGGUGUUCCUGAAGCAGAAGUUACUUGGUUUAAAAACAAGGUCAAGUUGUCCUCUGCUUACCAUCUACAUGAUGGGUUGCUGCUAAUUGCAAAUGUUUCUCUGUCAGAUCAGGGAUUGUACUCAUGCAAGGCAGCCAAUCUUCGUGGGGAGGUAACUGAAAGCUCCCAGCUGUUGAUUCUUGAGCCUCCACGACCUCUUCCUUACCUAGAAGACUUGACAGCAGUGCUUUCCAGUGCUGGGACCAGGACUCGUUCAGUGCUGACCUCUCCUUCAGGAACAAAAAUGACUAUCAGUCCAGACAGCUCUGCUCUCAUAGGUUGUGCUGUGGAUGGUCAUCCAACCCCGAAUAUCACCUGGCUUUACUCUGGCGAGCCUCUCAGUCUGCGGCAUCACCUCCUGGCAGCAGGACGGAUUCUUCAGAUACUAAACAUCAGUGAUGCCCCUGAUGGUGAAUUCAGCUGCCUGGCUCAGAAUGAGGCUGGCUCACUCACACAAAAAACGUCCCUGGCUAUACAAGAAUAUCAGUGGUCAGUAGACAAGCUGAUGGCUUGUUCAGCUUCCUGUGGCCACAAAGGUAUGCAGCUGCCCCAGCUGAGGUGCUUACUGGAUGGGGCUGAAGUCAACAUAUCCCACUGCAAAGAGAAGCCCAAGCCAACCAUGCAGCCCAUCGCAUGCAACAGGAGAGACUGCCCUUCACGAUGGAUGGUAACAUCGUGGUCUCCUUGCACACAGAGCUGCGGUGGAGGCAUCCAGAUGCGGCGAGUCACAUGUCAGCGCCUGACAGCAAAAGGCAGCUCUGUCCCAAUGUCAAAUGAGGCUUGUGCCCAGGUGUCCAAGCGCCCUGUGGACACACAGAACUGUAACAGGCAACCCUGUGUUGAGUGGGUGGCCUCCUCCUGGGGCCAGUGUAAUGGGCCUUGCAUUGGACCACGGCUGGCUGUACAGCACAGACAAAUAUUGUGCCAGACCAAAGAUGGGACCUCUGUGUCAUCGGAUCAAUGCAGUGUCUUACCAAG
This is a messenger RNA of Antrostomus carolinensis (chuck-will's-widow), 1052 nucleotides long. RefSeq names its product ADAMTS-like protein 1. Gene Ontology annotation, biological process: homophilic cell-cell adhesion. Gene Ontology annotation, cellular component: plasma membrane. The transcript has 7 exons. NCBI's taxonomy places the organism in Eukaryota, Metazoa, Chordata, Aves, Caprimulgiformes, Caprimulgidae. The record is from RefSeq and is a predicted model, not a curated record. The annotation marks the transcript as partial.